CGUGCCUGUCUGUGCCGGCUCCGGGAAGGCAGAUCGAUGACGGUUGUGUGUAUGUGUCUGUGUUGUUGGUGAUCGGCUCUGUCGCCACAGGAGCUCCACGGGGCCUCGUUGGUGUUUAAGACUUAAAGCUGAAGAGCAGGACUUCCUGCGUGAAAGGGCGUGCAGCGGCAGACAGUUUGUGCACAGCAAGCUCCCAUGGACAGAGAUGGGGGCACAAAGUGCUGGAGUAACUCAGCGGAAUAAAACUUUGCACUUUGAACUACCACAGAGAAAAAUGAUUCAACCCAUGAAAUCGAAUCCAUUAGAUAACAGAAAAUGAAUUAUGGAAGGAAGCCAAGCAGAGGAGGAGGAGGAAGAUCCAACAAGCCCAGCAGUGGGACAGGAGGAGGAAGCAGGAAAGGCUCGGACAAAACCUGGGAUGACGGGGACGAUUUCAGUUUCAGCCAGAAGACUGUUCGGCCGACCAGAGCUCGAGGGCGGGGUAGAGGUGGAGCGAGAGGCAGGGGCAGAGCUGGAGGUGGAGGUAGAGCUGGAGCUGGAGGUGGAGGUAGAGGGAGAGCCAGAAUUGGAAGCAGAGCCAGUGUUUCCAGUCAAAAACUCCCUGAUGAAGAGUCGAAGGAACAUGGAGAAUUCAACUUAUUCGGUAGUCUGAGUAAAUCACAGAGCAAGUCAAACCAGGAUGGCCAAAGGGGCGGCGUGUCCAAAGCCAAGUUUGAACCCCGUGUACCUCUGCAAACCAUCAACAUGUCCGCUGAAAACCAGCAAGAAGUUAAACGGCUUCUCCAAGAGCUGCAAGUUAAAGAAAAGGAGGCGGCUGCUGAAAAUGAGGAGAGUGAGGAGGAAUACGAGCUGAAUGAAGAACUGGAUGACCUGGAUUACAGACACGACGACCAGUACUGGUCCACGAGAGAAGAGGGUUUGGCAGUGGCUGAACGCAGCUCACCUGUCUAUUUUCCUGUGGAACAGCAGACCACGUUGAAGCAGCCAGAGAUCUCUCCAUUUGCAGUUUGGAAGCUAACUAGGUAUGGUUUCCAUGCGGAUCAUUGCAUUCCAGUGCUCAAAAUGUUUGAUGGGGAUGCAGGAUUAUCUUUGGAAUAUUUGUUACUCCAGUGCUUCAAGGAAAAGUUUGGAGAUGGGAUCAAGGCCUCCCCCAACUCUGGGAACGUGGGCUCGGAAGAGUGCGAGGAGCGCCGGCAAGAGGAAGCCCUCGUUCUCAGUUCCAUCUAUGAAGGCAAAUUCUUCGAAAAGAUACAGAACCGAAUUUGGACGGUUGAGUUGCCCCUCAAUCAUUUGACGCAGAAACUAAAUAAAGUGGGACAGUGUGAGACUGAAGAGUCGGGCGUAAAGGCUGGGAGAGGCAUCUGCCAACAUUACCUCAAGGGCAAGUGCUGCUUUGGGUCGAGGUGCAAAUUCAGGCACGAAACUCCGAGGAGAGAUGAAAGGAAAGACGACAGCCACUUGCGCUGUGAUCCCAGUGCCAUCCUCUACACACUUGAAAUCCGAUUCCCGCCUUCCAAUAAAUACCCGUACCAGGCGCCUCUUGUGGCCUUUGCCACCACCAAUGACAACGUCCCGCAAGCUUGCCGGCUCCACAUCGCCGAGUAUCUCUAUGGGCAGACCUUGGAUGCAACAGAAACAAGUGAACCAGUGGUCCACACUCUGAUCAUGUGCCUGGAGGAUGAAGCAAGAAUGAGUGAGCUGCUCCUGGAAACCUCCCAUAAAUACAGCAACCCUGCCACGCUUCCCUUCAUGCCUCAGCAGACUAACGGUGAACAGGACCUGAAGAUGCCCGCCGAGCACCCGCCCGAGCAGCGGCUUCCAGAGAGGGACAGUUCUGGGCAGGAGGCAGAAGAUGACAAAUUGCAGGAGGCAGAAGCCGAGGCUGUGGUAAUGGAGACGGAGAGUUAUGUACAUCUGAAGAAGAGGCAGCUGAAGAAAUACAGCUGGAGAGCGGAAAAUGUAUUUCGGGAAAACCAAAGACUCUGUAAACAAUUUAAAGCCAAACAGUCUUCCAAACGUUACCUGUUGAUGCUGCAAGAAAGGAGGAAGCUGCCAGCUUUCGACGCGAGAGGCAGUAUCUUGGACACACUGAGUAAGGCCCAGGUGCUGGUCGUGAGUGGCAUGACAGGGUGCGGAAAGACGACUCAGAUUCCUCAGUUUAUCCUGGAUGACUCCCUCAUUGGUCUUCCAGGAGAAGUUGCAAACAUCAUCUGCACUCAACCUCGAAGGAUUUCCGCCAUUUCUGUUGCCGAGCGGGUCGCCAAAGAGCGGAGCGAGAGGCUGGGAGAAAGUGUAGGAUACCAGAUCCGACUAGAAACUGUGAAGUCCUCUUUGACCAGGUUGCUUUAUUGUACCGCUGGAGUGCUGCUCAGGCGUCUGGAGGCUGAUCCAGACCUUUGUGGUGUGUCUCACGUUAUCGUGGAUGAAGUUCACGAAAGAACCGAGGAAAGUGAUUUCUUGCUGUUGGUGCUGAAGGAUCUGAUAAUGACUCGGCGUGAUCUGCGUAUUGUCCUGAUGAGCGCAACCUUGAAUGCCCAGCUCUUCACAGAGUACUUCAAUAUGUGCCCCUGUCUUCACAUCCCAGGGCAUACUUUCCCAGUGGAUCAAUAUUUCUUGGAAGAUGCACUUGCACGGACAAGAUAUGUUUUAGAAGACAGAAGCCCUUAUGCACGAACUACAAAGAUGAACCAUUAUGAUGAGUCAUGGGUGGCUAAAGGUAAAAAUAACUUGAAUUCCACACAAACCUUUGAGGAGCAGCUAAGUUCAUUGCAAAUACAACAACGACCAUCAGUCAAAGACAGCAUCCCAGACCAGCAACUGAAUGUUAAUCAACUGAUGAUUCGUUACAAAGAUAUUAGUAAGUCUGUGCUAAAGACUCUGGCGGGUAUGGACCUGGAUAAAAUCAACUUGGAUUUAAUUGAAGCUCUGCUGGAGUGGAUAGUGGAUGGGAACCAUAAUUAUCCUCCAGGAGCUGUUUUAAUAUUCUUACCUGGCCUGGCCGAUAUCAAGUUGUUGUACGAACAGCUUCAGUCUAACCCCUUCUUCAAUAACAAGCAUGAAAAGAGGUGCCUUAUCUACCCUCUCCACUCCUCACUGUCAAGCGAGGAACAGCAAGCAGUCUUCCUCCGUCCCCCUGAAGGGACCACCAAGAUCAUCAUCUCCACGAACAUUGCUGAAACCUCAGUCACCAUUGAUGACAUUGUUUACGUCAUUGACUCUGGCAAGAUGAAAGAAAAGAGGUAUGACCCCUGCAAAGGGAUGGAAAGCCUGGAGGACACGUGGGUAUCGCGAGCAAACGCCCAGCAGAGGAAGGGUCGUGCCGGGCGUGUGGCAGCCGGGGUCUGCUUCCACCUCUUCACCAGCCACUGCUACCAGCACCACCUUCAGGAGCUCCAGCUGCCCGAGAUCAAGAGGGUGCCUCUGGAGCAGCUCUGCCUCAGGAUCAAGGUUUUGGACAUUUUUGCAGAUCUUGACUUGGAGUCUGUGCUGUCGCGUUUGGUUGAAGUGCCAACAGACGAGAGUCUGAAGGCAGCGAAGAAUCGGCUGCAGGAUCUGGGGGCCCUCACGCCUGAUGAAACCCUCACCCCCCUGGGAUAUCACUUGGCCUUCCUGCCCGUUGACGUCCGCAUUGGGAAACUGAUGCUGUUUGGUGCUAUCUUCAGAUGCCUGGACCCCACCCUGACAAUUGCAGCUAGCUUAGCCUUUAAAAACCCUUUUGUUGCCCCAUGGGACAAGAGAGAAGAAGCGAAUGCAAAGAAGCUAGAAUUUGCUGUGGCUCACAGCGACUAUCUGACCAUCUUCCAGGCCUAUAAGGGAUGGACUUCUGCCCUAAAAUUAAGUGCUCGAGCAGCUUACACCUACUGCAGGCAAAACUUUUUGUCUGGACGAACACUACAGGAGAUCUCUGGGAUGAAGAGACAGUUUGCAGAGUUGCUGUCGGACAUUGGCUUUGUGAAGGAGGGACUGAGGGCCAAAUAUAUCGAGAAGCUGGCUUCACACGGAGGAGAUGGGAUUAUCGAGGCCACUGGACAUGAGGCCAACUCCAAUGCGGGUAACCUGAAGUUAGUUUCAGCAAUUCUGUGUGCUGCCUUGUACCCCAAUGUAGUCCAGGUGACUGCUCCCCAGAGUAAGUACACACAGACCAUGUCGGGAGCGGUGAAGCUGCCGCCCAAACCAGAGGAGCUACACUUCAUCACGAAGAAUGAUGGAAAUGUUCACAUCCACCCUUCCUCCGUCAACUAUCAGGUUCGUCACUUUGAGAGCCCAUACCUGGUGUACCACGAGAAGGUGAAGACCAGCCGUGUGUUCCUGAGGGACUGCAGCAUGGUAUCUGUGUACCCUCUCGUGCUGUUCGGGGGAGGGCAGAUCCACGUGGAGCUCAAGAGAGGGCACUUCAUCCUUUCCCUGGAUGACGGGUGGAUUAGGUUUGCAGCUGCUUCCCAUCAGAUUGCCGAGUUAGUGAAGGAGCUUCGUUGGGAACUGGACCAGCUUCUGGAGGAUAAAAUCAAGGAGCCCACGAUGGAUCUGUGCACUUGCCCACGAGGAUCACUGAUUAUCGACAUGAUCGUGAAACUGGUCACGACUCAGUGAAGGCGCGGCUGGAAAGUGUGUCCCGUCUGGGGCGUCUGCCACCCGUCGCUUUCCCAAACAUUUGCAGCGAGAUCCAAAUCCAUUACCCAGACUCAGCUGACGUUACUGGACCGUGUGGUCUAAGUCCUACAUGGCACGACCCAAGACUCAAACCUGUGCAGCAAGUAAAUUUCUGCUUCGUCUCUCAGUAAAGAAUAUUUUGAUGGAAACCGGACCUAUUGCAAGUGUCAGAAGAAGCCUAUUUAUUGUUCAAUGUCGGAAGCAUGCAAAAUCAUUGAAGUGUUAUCACUUAAAAUGUGUGCACCCAAAGCUAAUACACAGCCAUGAGGUGAGAUGAACCAGUUUCCACGGCGGUGGGAUGUCAUUUGCACCAGAGACACGUUUGAAGUCAAACAACGGCACUGCUAAAAAAUGUCAGAGUGCUGAGCAACUCAGCGGGUCAGGUAACAUCUCUAGAACAUGGACAGAUGACCUUUCGGGUUGGAAUCAGUCUGAAGUGUCCUGACCCGAAACUUUGCUUAUCCAGAGAUGCUGCCUGACCCAAUGAGAUGCUCUUGCACUUUGUGUCUUUUUUUGUAAACCAGCUCCUGCAGUUCCUUGUUUCUAAACAGCACUGUUGAUUUUGGUUACUGCACCUUGAAGUUGCUGUGCCGUGUUUGUCAAAUAAAUUAAACCAUCACACCUUCGCUGUAACUUUGGGUGAAGGACUAUUUUAAAUAGGAGCAAUAGCAAAUAAUUGUCUUUAAAAGACUCUGCUAUUUCACGAGCAACUAACUGUUAAAGGUUUGCUGCACCUUAACAUUGAAACAUAAAAUAAGUACCAAAUAUA
This is a messenger RNA of Amblyraja radiata (thorny skate), 5419 nucleotides long. It is a transcript of the gene dhx57, whose product is annotated as DEAH (Asp-Glu-Ala-Asp/His) box polypeptide 57. The record is from RefSeq and is a predicted model, not a curated record. Gene Ontology annotation, cellular component: intracellular anatomical structure. The transcript is spliced from 25 exons. The coding region runs from base 316 to 4590 and encodes 1424 amino acids. Lineage: Eukaryota; Metazoa; Chordata; Chondrichthyes; Rajiformes; Rajidae. Gene Ontology annotation, molecular function: ATP binding; RNA binding; metal ion binding.